Penaeus vannamei (Pacific white shrimp) is the source of this 580-nucleotide messenger RNA. RefSeq lists its product as uncharacterized. The record is from RefSeq and is a predicted model, not a curated record. NCBI's taxonomy places the organism in Eukaryota, Metazoa, Arthropoda, Malacostraca, Decapoda, Penaeidae.
CGUGGGCUCGAGAAAAUGGUCUAUUCUGGGCAUGCGCGGCGGCUUCCAAGCAAAGAGCAUAUAAAGGCUGGACCUCAAACCACUGCAAGUUAUUUCUCAAGUUCCAAAGCUACAAACAACACAAGGACCAGGACACUUACACUCCCAAUAUCAACAGUGCAAGCUAGUGCCACCAAGAUGCGUUUCCUCUUCGUCCUCAUCGUCGCUUGCAGCCUCCUGGGAACCGCUCUCUCCAUGCCCCAGUUCCGGGACGUAAGGAAUGAAGUUGCUUCCAAUUUCUUUAUUCGACCGUUCUUCAGCAGAAACCAGCGCUUAAGGCCAGCCCGUCGCCAGCCCUACGUCAUGGACGACUUCUUGGGAGGCAGAUAGAGAGGCCGAAGGAUGAGUCUAAUCUGCUGAGGAGAUGAGUCUGGCUUGCCGAGGAGAUGGAUCGAGAUGAGUCUGCUCCCUCAAGAUGAUGAGUUUGACCUGCUGAUGCGAUGAGGCCGACUCAAGGCGACUGAGAUGUACCCUUCUUUACCAUGUAAACCUGUUAUUUAUAUACCCCAUACAUAUUUUAUAGUAAAGUGUUGAACAAACA